Messenger RNA from Helianthus annuus (common sunflower), 1416 nucleotides. RefSeq lists its product as uncharacterized. The coding region runs from base 1 to 1416 and encodes 471 amino acids. The record is from RefSeq and is a predicted model, not a curated record. The transcript has 2 exons. NCBI's taxonomy places the organism in Eukaryota, Viridiplantae, Streptophyta, Magnoliopsida, Asterales, Asteraceae.
AUGGAUGACCGGUUUAAGUCUGGUGGAAGGUCACCUUUGACGUUCCAACAGAUUGCUGAUCGUCUUCUGGAUGUUAAUGGUAACUCGGUGCAGCCAAAACGUGGGAUUAACAUUAUUGAUGAACUCACAAAGGUUUCUCGUCCCGUUCAAGUGCUUAAUCUGGAGUCAUCAACAGCUGAGGAAUUGGCUAAGGAUUCGGGGCACACCAAGGAUGGAUAUUUACGGUCAAGCUCUAGCAGUACUUAUAUGCCUCCAAAUUCUGAUCAUGUUGCUGAAUCGGAUGGGUUAGAGAACUUAAGACCGUCCGGGAUGUCUAGUAAUAGUGGUAACAACUCAAAACCGAUGUCAUAUGUAGAAUCGGUUUUAGCAGCCAAACCUGUUAAGGUUAAUUUCAGAUCUCUUGCUAGCACUGGUACGUAUGAGGGUUGUGAUGUGGUUCUACCUCGUGAUUCGAUUAGAGCAGUGCAAGAAAAAUUAGCGAACACUCUGUACGGUUACUUCCUAGGUGACAGAGUUGCAUAUCCGGUUGUGGACUAUUUUGUGAAGAACCAGUGGAAGAGGUUUGGAUUACAGAAAUCAAUGAUGAAUGCUAAUGGGUUCUUUUUCUUUAAGUUUGCUGAUGAAGCUGGUAUGUUGAAUGUUCUUAAAGAAGGCCCUUGGAUUAUCCGGUCACAGCCUUUGUUUUUGCAUAUUUGGUCUCCUACUUCUAAGUUAGAAAAGAAGGAGGUAAAGAAGUUGCAAGUGUGGGUUAAAAUCCAUGAUGUUCCGCUUGCUGCGUAUACGGAGGAUGGAUUGAGUAUGAUUGCUACGGCUAUUGGUGAGCCUAAGAUGUUGGACACGUAUACUUCAUCUAUGUGCAUAGAUAAUUGGGGGAGGAGUAGCUACGCGAGAGCGUUAGUAGAAAUUUCAGCUGAAAAUGGGUUUAAGGAGGAGAUAGUUAUGGCAGUUCCAGAGUUGGAGGGGGAAGGCUUUAGUAAAGUGGUUUUGUCGGUUGAAUAUGAAUGGAGUCCUCUUAGGUGUGCUCAUUGUAAGGUGUUUGGUCAUUCUGAUGAUUCCUGCCCGAGUCAGCCUAGGAGGGCUCCUAAGGGGCCGAUCACUGGUCAGAACAAACAAGAGGGAAGCAAUUCCCGGAAGCAAGUGAAACAGCCGGCUGUAGACAAAGAGGGGUUUACGGAUGUGGAGCGCAAAAAAGCGGCUUGGAAAUCAGGGUUUCCUGUUAAUAAGCAGAAGCAGAAAUUCGAAUAUCGGCCGAUUGGAUCCAAGCCGCAGGGUGGGGCUACUACCUCAGGUCCGCCACCUAGUGUCAAAACGCACAAUCCGUUUGAUGUUCUAUCGGAUACGGGUAAGAAUGUGGGUAAAAAUGGUGAAGCUCAGCAUGACCAGCAGGAUUCGGAGGAGGAGGAGGCUCUAAAAUGA